GAUGGUUAUCCUGAUUUCCAGGACACAGUUCAGACGCUCUAUCAGCAAGACAAAAUGCCACUUGCUUUGGCUAAAAGAAAGAGUGAAGACUCAACAGCUCUGAAUUCCCAGUCGGAAAAGGUGAUGGCAAAACAGAUGGAGUUUCUUUGCAACCAGGCUGCAUUAGAGAGACGUCUUUCCACAGGGUGUUACAGACAGAACUCAGAAGAGCACAGCCCCAAUGGCAUGUCACUGGAUAAUGCUGAUGGACAAGGUGAGAGGCCCCUGAACCUCCGGAUGCCCAGCCUGCCGAGCAGGCAGCUGCAGCACAUUUCACUUGAUGGGGAGCAGCACGCUGGGAAACCCCUGUGCAGCGACUUGAUCCGACUGUACCCCGGUGCUGAGGCCAAGUCCCAGUCCUCGGAAGGCCUUGGUAUUUUAAAGGAUUUUCCUCAUUCGGCUUUUAACAACAUAGAAAGGAAGGUCAUAAAAACAGAACCUGAAGACACAAGAUAGUUAUUCUGCUCUGGAAAACGGUGUCACAGUAAGGAAUGAAACUUCACAAGAGACAAAAAAACAGCCUUAAUAACCAGUGUUGCCUCAUUCAAAUAAGAGAUUUCAAUAGCCAAAGCCUAAGAACUGGUACAGUAAUCUGUGGAAACAGGAAAGCAAGGGACACUGCAAACUAAAACAGUAAUACA
Merops nubicus (carmine bee-eater) is the source of this 680-nucleotide messenger RNA. RefSeq names its product NGFI-A-binding protein 1-like. NCBI's taxonomy places the organism in Eukaryota, Metazoa, Chordata, Aves, Coraciiformes, Meropidae. Gene Ontology annotation, molecular function: transcription coregulator activity; transcription factor binding. Gene Ontology annotation, biological process: regulation of DNA-templated transcription. The record is from RefSeq and is a predicted model, not a curated record. Gene Ontology annotation, cellular component: nucleus. The annotation marks the transcript as partial. The transcript has 4 exons.